Messenger RNA from Triticum dicoccoides, 406 nucleotides. RefSeq names its product deoxyuridine 5'-triphosphate nucleotidohydrolase-like. The coding region runs from base 1 to 402 and encodes 133 amino acids. Gene Ontology annotation, molecular function: magnesium ion binding; dUTP diphosphatase activity. The record is from RefSeq and is a predicted model, not a curated record. The transcript is spliced from 2 exons. Gene Ontology annotation, biological process: dUTP catabolic process; dUMP biosynthetic process. NCBI's taxonomy places the organism in Eukaryota, Viridiplantae, Streptophyta, Magnoliopsida, Poales, Poaceae.
AUGUGUAACUGUAAAGCCAUUCUUAUUAUAUAUUCAAUGUACAGCGACGGUGCUGCUGCACUUGUGCUAGUCAGUGAAGCUAAGAACCUUGGCCUUCAUGUUCUUGCAAGAACCAGAGGGUAUGCUGAUGCUGCUCGGAAAAUACCCUACUGGAUUUGGAUGUGGACGCCAACUAACAAGUUUUCACUUUCCGACAUGGGCGCAGGGGUGAUCGACGUGGACUACUGUGGCCUGGUGGGCGUCGUGCUCUUCAACCACUCGGAGACGGACUUCAUCGUGAAGCCCGGCGACCGCGCCGCACAGAUGAUCGUCCAGGUCAUUACGACGCCGGAGGUCGCCGAGGUGGAGGACCUCGAUGCCACCGUCCGGCGGGAGGGAGUGCUGGGAUCCACCGAUGUAUGAACUC